AUGCUGGUGCAUCUCUUGAUACUUAGCACCGCAUUCGCGGCAGCUAACACAGGGAAACACGGAGGCGUUGAGGUGCCGGAGUUCGGUGAGCCCAUCACCAACCUCACUGUUCCCAUCGGACGUGACGCGACUUUCGAAUGCAUUGUCGUCAACCUCGGCAAUUAUCGGGUGGGGUGGGUGAAAGCGGACACGAAGGCGAUCCAGGCGAUCCACGAGCACGUUAUCACGCACAACCCUCGGGUGUCGGUGUCCCACAGCGACCACUCCACGUGGUACCUCCACAUCAAGAAUGUACAAGAAGAAGACAGAGGGCAGUACAUGUGUCAGAUAAACACGGAUCCUAUGAAGAGUCAAAUGGGCUUCCUAGAUGUAGUUAUACCUCCAGACUUCAUCCCUGAAGAAACUUCAGGGGACACGAUGGUUCCUGAAGGUGGUACAGCACGAGUAGCGUGCAAGGCACGUGGCGUUCCACCUCCACGGGUAAUGUGGAAAAGAGAAGAUGGACAAGAAAUUGUCGUGAGGGACCAGACUGGAGCCAAGAGUAAAGUCCUUACUUACCAAGGAGAAGUGCUAAAGCUGACGAAGAUAUCGCGAUCGGAGAUGGGCACAUACUUGUGUAUCGCGGGUAAUGGCGUCCCGCCGACAGUCAGCAAGAGGAUUCACAUCAGUGUACAUUUUCACCCAGUGAUUCAGGUGCCCAAUCAGUUAGUGGGCGCGCCGCUCGGCACCGACGUCACGCUUGAGUGCUACGUCGAGUCUUCGCCGAAAUCCAUCAACUACUGGGUCAAAGACCCUGGUGAACUGAUAAUACCUUCGGAACACCACGAGAUGACGGUUAGGCAGAAAUCCAUGUUCGAGGCCGAAAUGACAAUGACUAUCAAGAAUAUUCGACGGGAAGACUUGGGGAGUUACAUUUGUGUCGCCAAAAACUCCCUCGGGGACGUCGAAAGCAAGAUAAGAUUAUAUGAAAUACCGGGGAACGAUAGACACGCAUACCAAUACCCCGAAGUGAGGCUACCAUCGGAUGACGAUUACGAAACUGACGGAUAUGAUGAAGAAGAAGCAAUUGACAGUGACAGCACCAAAACUAACAGAGUCCCAGACCGCGCCAACAAAUGGUAUUCAAAUGACGGUAAAGUGUCCCACAAAAAUGAUGCUUCAACAAGAACCACGGCUCAAUCAAUUAUUACAAUGUUUCUGCUCUAUAGAAUUCUAAUAUAAUCGUUGUUUUUGUUACUUUCAACGUUUCGAAACAAUAUACUCAAACUAAUUUAGGUAAAUUGAGGACAAUUAUAGUUUUUUUUUUUUUUUCUGUGCGAUGUAAUCAUGUUUGAUUGGCUUAUUUGUUUCGUGUUUCGGCUACGACAUGCAUAAUUUAGCUGAAACAAUUUUAUUAAUCCACCUGUAUGUAACGUGAUAAUAACUAGUCUUAAUAAUGUAUAUAGUUUAUAUAGGUGAUGUGUAAACCGUUGUAAGGACGUCGAGUCCUCAAUUUCUGACACUGUUAUUACAUUGAACACGAGGAAUAUGUGAAUUUUUAAACAAUUGUUUAUAUUGAAUGUGCCAUGUAUAUUGCUAUAUUUAAUAGACUUAUAACAAUGUUUUUAUUGAGCAUUAUAAAACAAUUAAAAUGUAAAUAAAUUUGAGAUGUUAAGCUGCGAGUUCAUAGAAAACAUAACAAUAUUAUUUGUUUGAUACAUAUUACAGUUGUAUAGUUACCAAGUAUUACUAACAAAAUUUUACAGCGAUUCACUCCGAUUGCAACUUUACCGCUCGCCGAAAUAUGUCCUUUACAAAUUGAAUGAAACGAAAUAAUAUCAUCACAAAGUUUUAAUCUCCAAAAAUUUAAGUAUCAUAAACACCGACAAAAGCAAUUUCGUGUUUAGAAAAAUUACAUUUUACUUAUAAAUUAAUUAAUUUCGUUUGAUAAGUAAUGAACAGAUAAUGAGCGCGUUCAGAAAGUUGCAAACGGAGUCUUUUUCAAUAUAUAAUGUAGUAAAUUAUGUAAUAUCUUCAGAACAAUGUACGUUAAUAUCCAGGUCGUUACGAAAAAUAAUAAAAUCAACAAC
Molecule: messenger RNA, 2069 nt
Organism: Manduca sexta (tobacco hornworm)
Lineage: Eukaryota; Metazoa; Arthropoda; Insecta; Lepidoptera; Sphingidae
Product: lachesin
Exons: 8
Coding region: 1-1221 (406 amino acids)
Cellular component (GO): neuron projection
Source: RefSeq, a predicted model, not a curated record